Mus caroli (Ryukyu mouse) is the source of this 1175-nucleotide messenger RNA. It is a transcript of the gene Il17a, whose product is annotated as interleukin 17A. Gene Ontology annotation, molecular function: cytokine activity. Lineage: Eukaryota; Metazoa; Chordata; Mammalia; Rodentia; Muridae. Gene Ontology annotation, cellular component: extracellular region. The record is from RefSeq and is a predicted model, not a curated record. Gene Ontology annotation, biological process: inflammatory response.
AUCCACCUCACACGAGGCACGAGUGCACCCAGCACCAGCUGAUCAGGACACGCAAACAUGAGUCCAGGGAGAGCUUCAUCUGUGUCUCUGAUGCUGUUGCUGCUGCUGAGCCUGGCGGCUACAGUGAAGGCAGCAGCGAUCGUCCCUCAAAGCUCAGCAUGUCCAAACACUGAGGCCAAGAACUUCCUCCAGAAUGUGAAGGUCAACCUCAAAGUCCUUAACUCCCUUAGCGCAAAAGUGAGCUCCAGAAGGCCCUCAGACUACCUCAACCGUUCCACGUCACCCUGGACUCUCCACCGCAAUGAAGACCCCGAUAGAUAUCCCUCUGUGAUCUGGGAAGCUCAGUGCCGCCACCAGCGCUGUGUCAACGCGGAGGGAAAGCUGGACCACCACAUGAAUUCUGUUCUCAUCCAGCAAGAGAUCCUGGUCCUGAAGAGGGAGCCUGAGAGCUGCCCCUUCACUUUCCGGGUGGAAAAGAUGCUGGUGGGUGUGGGCUGCACCUGCGUUGCCUCGAUUGUCCGCCAGGCAGCCUAAACAGAGACCCGAGGCUGACCCCUAAGAAACCCCCACGUUUUCUCUGCAAACUUACUUGUAUUUUUAAAACAGUUCGUGCUAUUGAUUCUCAGCAAGGAAUGUGGAUUCAGAGGCAGAUUCAGAAUUGUCUGCCCUCCACACUGAAAAGAAGGGGUAAAGGGGUCCCAAACUGCUUCUUGUUUGUUUUUCUGUGGACUUUAAAUUAUUUGUGUAUUUACGAUAUCCCGAGAUAACUUUGAAGCGUAACUUAUUUUAAUGAAUUAUCUACAUUAUUAUUAUGUUUCUUUCUGAAGAAGACAAAAUUCAAGACUCGGAAAUUUUAUUAUUUAAAAGGUAAAACCUAUAUUUAUAUGAGCUAUUUAUGAAUCUAUUUAUUUUUCUUCAGUAUUUGAAGUAUUAAGAACAUGAUUUUCAGAUCUACCUAGGGAAGUCCUAAAUAAGAUUAAAUAUUAAUUGAAAUUUCAGCUUUACUAUUUGUUUAUUAAAGGCUCUCUCCUCUGAAUGGGGUGAAAACCAAACUUAGUUUUAUGUUUAAUAACUUUUUAAAUUAUUGAAGAUUCAAAAAAUUGGGUAAUUUAGCUCCCUAUUCUGUUUUAAAAAAAAAAACUUGUAACAAUAUCACUGUAAUAAUAAAGUUUUGG